AAAAUUUGGCUCCAAAAUCCAAAUUAUUAAUGAUAACUUGACAUUACGUUGAAUUUUUAUUUUUCUAGUCUGUCUUCAAUGAAAGCUAAUCUAUGAUUUUAUGGUGUGGACUUCAGUAAUAUUGUAAUAAAAUGUAGGUAUUUUAUUAUUAUACCUAUCACGUGGAAAUAUUGAGUAACAAAAUGUAUAGUUUUUUAUUAUUAAUAUAAUUCACGUUUUUCUACUAUAAUACACUGUUGUUUAGAGACAAAAAUCAAGAUCAAUACACGACCGCUUAUAAUUUAUAAUGACUGGGAUUAAACAAGAUGGACAAAAAAUGAAGAAGAAAAAGAAAAAAACCAAGCUACCAACUAGAAAUGAAAUUGAAUCUAAUUAUUCUACAGCCUAUCCAUUGAAAUGUAGUUUAGUCCCCGUAUCACCAAAAAAAAUCCUGUAUUCAGAAACCAGUGACAAAUAUUUGAAUUGUGACAAAACAGAAGAUUCUUAUUUACAUAAAGAUAGAUUUUCAACUCAUAUUUCUAUUGCAAAUAUUUCAGAAGUCGAAAAAGGAUUAACAUUAUUAAAAAAGAAAAAGAAAAAGAAAAAGGAAAAAGGAGAUAAAAAAAGGGAACAAAAUAAUAAAAAAAAGAAAAAAAAGAAAGUUGCAUUGAAGUCAGAUGAGUUUAAUACUGAGACUUGUAAUGAUAUUUCCAAGAAUAUAAGUAAAAACAUAAUUGGUGCUACCAAUUUAAAUAAAGAUGAAUUGACAACUUGUAUAUCUAUUUCGAAUGCUACAGAAGGAGGUGACAUAGAAUUUAUAUCAAAAAAAAAGAAGAAAAAAGUGAAAAAUAAAAAAAAGAUGCUUAAUAAUAAUUAUUUAGAUUAUAAUAAAGUUAUAUUGAAGACAGAAAAAAAACAAAAGACUCAAUCAAACAAGGAUUGUAAAGCGGAUUUUGGUUUGAAUGAACAUAAGAAAAAAAUUCGAAAAGCUAAUAAAGAUAAAGCUGUUACUAGCAUUACUACGUCUAUUACAUCAAUAAAUGAAGAUGAGUAUACAAGAUUAAAAAGGAUAGUAAAAAAAAUUAAAAAGGAAAAGAAAAAAAAUCAACAGAUUCAACUUAUAAACAAUUUAAAAAAUGAAAAUGAUCCGAUUCAUACAAAGAAGAGAGCUUACAGUAAAAAAAAACUAGAUGAGUGCAAUGAAAUGCUUUUGGAUUUUAAUAAACCCUUCAAAAAAAUGCAUAAUUUGGCUGCUACUUCCUUGUAUACUGAUUAUAUUAAUGUUUUAAAAAGUCCAUCAAAGAAAUUUAAUAAAUCUAAGUUAGCAACUGAAGAAGAAACUGAGAUGUCAAAAGAUGAAACUAAAAAUAAAAAAAAUAAAUAUUCGAAUGAAGUUAUAUCUGAUGAUUGCUCAAAAGAAAUAAAUAUUGAUACUGAAAUAAUUAACAGUACUCAUGAUUCAAGAACUUCAAAAGACCACAAGGAUCCCUCCAAACUGUUACAUAAAUUAUCAAAGAAGAAGAAGAAGAAGAAAUCUAUAAAGGCCGCGGAGAUCAGUACAGAAAAAAUAUUAACGAACAAAUCGAACAAAAGUAAACGACAGACGACUGCUAAGGAAUAUUCGGCAAACAGUUACCCCAGGUCAGCGGACAUGACGGAUAAGAGAACAUACGAUAAUAAUGAUCGUGUUUCUAGAGAAGACGGCAUCAUAGCCAACACAGAUUUAUAUUUCAGCCGACAUUAUGGUAAAGAGUCAAACAUUGCCAACAGCUCAUCAACCAAUCACGAUAGUGUUCAUGUAGGGAAAUCUUCUCUCGGUUGUGACGUUUGCUUUAAAACGUUUAUUAGCAAAUAUAAAUUAUGUGUACAUUAUAGAACGCAUACCGGUGAGAAACCAUAUGCGUGCGACAUUUGUGGACGAUCAUUUGCGCAAAAAAUCGCUUUAAUUGUACAUUAUAGAACGCAUACCGGUGAGAAACCAUAUGCGUGCGACGUUUGUGGACGAUCAUUUGCCCGAAAAUUCACUUUAAUUGUACAUUAUAGAACGCAUACCGGUGAGAAACCAUAUGCGUGCGACAUUUGUGGACGAUCAUUUACGGAUAGAAGCAGUUUAGAUGUACAUUAUAGAACGCAUACCGGUGAGAAACCAUAUGCGUGUGACGUUUGUGGACGAUCAUUUGCGGAUAGAAGCAAUUUAGUUGUACAUUAUAGAACGCAUACCGGUGAGAAACCAUAUGCGUGCGACGUUUGUGGACGAUCAUUUAUAGCAAAGAAUGAUAUGGUUAAACAUUAUAGAACGCAUACCGGGGAAAAACCAUAUGAAUGUGGCUAUUGUGAAAAGAAAUUCUCACGUAGCUCUCAUCGUUUAAACCAUACACGAAAUAUUCAUUUCAAAUGUUUUUAAAUUAUUCAUUAUUAUUUAUAUCACUAUCAGCCAUAGCUCAUAAACGAAAUCAGCCUUCAAUCACACCACUGAUCCAGAGCAGGAUAUCACUACAUCAUAUGCAUGAAGCUCACCGAAACGCUUAUAGGUACAUUUCGCCGUUCGGUAGUUCAAAACGAACAAGAAGCAAAACCUUAAAGCUAGUUCUGUCAGUAACGAAUUUCCGUUGUAUUUUUGUGAAUAAAAAAUUGUUUACAGCUGAAAUGUGGUACCAUUAAUCACUGACGUCGUCGUUUGUUUCAACUCGUUCAUCAGUACCUAAAUAUAAAUUCACAGCACACCCAUAGAAAGUGUGCUUUACGUUGUCCUUAAGUACAUUUGAAAAAUCACUUUAGAUUCACGUACCUGCAGUGACAAAUCUUAUUCAUAAUAUGACAUCCGUUGCCCUUGUCCGUGCAAAUGAUCAAUGAGUAUUUUGGUACGACAUUUCAAAUCGCACACACUACGUAUAUAGCUAUCAUAAUACAGCAUAAUAUACCCAUGACACGCUGAUAAUGAACUACAAAUAGUUAUAUUAUUAACUCGAUAUAAAUUUGGAUAAAGCUGUGGACAAAUACUUGAUAUGUAUAUGAACAUAUUAUUUGGACUCCAUCCACAAUGUACUAUCAAUGAAAAUUGUCUAUAUUCAAGAAGGCGUUUAUACACUAUAAUAAUCAGAUAGUGGUUUGACUAAAAUUAGAAAAUAAUAUAAUGUACAUAUUUAAACAGUAGUAUAAUUUAUUUCAUAAAAUAAAUAAAGAUAAAAUUAAUUUUUUUAAA
Aphis gossypii (cotton aphid) is the source of this 3181-nucleotide messenger RNA. RefSeq names its product zinc finger protein 248-like. Gene Ontology annotation, biological process: regulation of transcription by RNA polymerase II. The transcript is spliced from 19 exons. The record is from RefSeq and is a predicted model, not a curated record. Gene Ontology annotation, cellular component: nucleus. Gene Ontology annotation, molecular function: RNA polymerase II cis-regulatory region sequence-specific DNA binding; DNA-binding transcription factor activity, RNA polymerase II-specific. The coding region runs from base 287 to 2383 and encodes 698 amino acids. NCBI's taxonomy places the organism in Eukaryota, Metazoa, Arthropoda, Insecta, Hemiptera, Aphididae.